Messenger RNA from Phalaenopsis equestris, 903 nucleotides. RefSeq names its product DIBOA-glucoside dioxygenase BX6-like. The record is from RefSeq and is a predicted model, not a curated record. Bases 1 to 903 code for a protein of 300 amino acids. The transcript is spliced from 4 exons. Lineage: Eukaryota; Viridiplantae; Streptophyta; Magnoliopsida; Asparagales; Orchidaceae.
AUGGAAACAAGAAAAUGGAUCCAGGAAUGGGCAUUUGCUAACUCGGGUGGCGAGAUCGAGAGGUUGAUCGUCGCCAUAAAUUGGGAGAGGAUUAGAAGAAUUGAAGCAAGUAAUGCUUACAAUGAUGAAUAUAAGCAGAGGAGAUUUCAGCAAAAAGUAGCUUAUGAGGAAACUAUGGUUAGAUAUCAGAAGUCAGAAAUCGGAAGCUCUCACGUGAAGAAAAAAAUCAACCGAAGAUCGCGUCCACCGUCAGAUGACAAGGAUGGUCAUAUCGAGGCGCGGCGGGCGUUUGGCGUGACCAAAGCUGGCGUAAAAUGUCUUGUUUAUGGUGGUGCCAGCACAAUCCCUUUCUUCUUCCAUCAACGGAAACCUAGCUUCAUUCCUCCCCCUCCACCUCCCCAUCAUCUCGCAGCCGCUGAGCGCUCCAGCUUCUACUCUCACCACGGCGGUGGCGUCUCCUAUGUUUCCAUGGUAGAUCUCUAUCGCUCCAGCGCUGCCAGCUGGCGUUACACCCUGCAGAUCGUGACGGGCCUUACGCCGCCGGACCAUAAAAAGAUCCCAGCGGUAUUUCUUCAGGAGCUUAUUGGGUGGGACAUGAAAGCUACGAAGCUGGCACGGCAUGUUUUGAGGCUGCUGCGGAGGGUAUGGGGGUGGAGAGGAGGGAUUGGACAAAAUGACUUGUUUGGAGGCGAGGGCGUUGGUUUGCCCGUACAAUCCACUUUUCCUGAACAGGAGGGCACUACAGGAGUAGUGGAGCACAACGAUUCGGGGUUGCUGACGCUUCUAUUGCAGGAUGAAAUUGGGGGUUUGCAGGUCAGAAAGGAGGGAGAAGAUGGGGAGUGGUGGAGGGUCGACGUGGAGCCUGUGUUUUCCUUCGGGUACUAUAUGUUCUUUGCUUUCUGA